AUGUUAAGUGCUCUCACCACUUUCGCCUUACUAGGCUCGUUAGUUACUGCUAUUCCUCAAGUUACUAAGAGGGAUUCGGGAACAUAUGCCAACUGUCGAACUUUCUACUCUGAUGUCUAUGCGCAGACAACUCAGAACAUCGACUUGGCUUCUGUCAUCGGUGCACCCCCUGCGAAUCAACAAGCUUUAGUCGAGUCUUCGAUCGAACAAUUCGCAGCUGGAUCAACAGUAAUGCAACAGAUCAUGGCCGCACCCAAGAUCCCAGUCAACGGAUCAUACAAUCUAUGGUUUGAAUAUUGUGAACCUAAGAACGGGAAUGCAACUGGUAUCUUCCAAACCCAUCAUGGUAUAGUUGGUAAUGCCGGUUACUGGAAUGUUCAAUUGGAUAACUCUCCCAAUAACUCUUUCGCUGAAAGUGCCGCGGCAGCAGGAUGGGCUACGUUGUCCUAUGACAGAUUAGGUGUGGGUAGAUCAGCCAAACCUGACGGAACGAAUAUCGUUCAAAUUUCAUACGAGAUUGCCCAAUCGAUUUCCAUUGCUGAAUCACUGCGAUCUGGAAAUUUAAGUGAUCUAGGUCAAUUCAACAAGAUCGUCGGCGUUGGUCAUUCAUAUGGAUCGAACCUUUUAACUGGAGUAGCAUCAGUCUCACCUUCUGCAUUUGACGGACUGGUCUUGACUGGAUUCACCAAUAACGCAACUACAGGUCCACUAGGAUUAUUCUCAUUCCAAUCAACAAUCGCAAAUGUCGCUUAUCCAAGUCGAUUCGCAAGUGAAAAGAAUGAUUAUGUUAUCACGCCAAACGUUUACGUAGAUCAAACUGGCUUCUUCCAUUAUCCAAAUUACACAAAUAGUUCUUUACAGAUGUUCACGAUGAACAAAGGAGAAUACACUUUGGGUCAACAGAACACGAUCUCUGCUCCUUUACAACUCAUGAACAACUACACUUCCCCAGUAUUCGUCGUUACAGGUCAAAAUGACGCACCAUAUUGCGCUGCAAACUGUUACUCCACUUCGUCCACUUCUUCAAACUCUACUUCUUCUGGAAACUCUACCAGCAUGCCAUCUCAAUUAGAUACCGCCAAGACUCUUUUCCCAAGUGCAUCAGCUUUCGAAACUUAUGUUGUUCCAGACACUGCUCACGGUAUCAACUACCACACCACAGCUUAUCAAGCUUAUCUACAAAUCAUCUCCUUCGUUCAGAACCAAAUGAUCUAA
Molecule: messenger RNA, 1215 nt
Organism: Kwoniella shivajii
Lineage: Eukaryota; Fungi; Basidiomycota; Tremellomycetes; Tremellales; Cryptococcaceae
Exons: 5
Coding region: 1-1215 (404 amino acids)
Source: RefSeq, a predicted model, not a curated record